AUGGCUCCCAGAGUUGUUAUUACUUUUUACUCCAUGUACAGCUAUAUUAAAAGAUUGAUGCUCUCUGUUGAGGUCCUGGCGAAGAUGCACACUUCCCCCAAAUCUUUGGUAUCUGUAAUUAAGCCGGAUAUUUCCACUUGCUUUGGGAACUUCCCCGUCCAAUGGAAAGCUUUUUGGGAUCAGACUGGUGGUAUUAGGGCGUCGGACGGUUACUGGAGCAAAUAUCCCAGUCUGUUCGUCUCGACCGGAAUCCUGGGAGGUGGCCAGGAAUCUACUGUAUUAACGGCUAUGAGUACUCUCGCCUAUUAUGGCUUUAUUUAUAUAUCUCUAGAUUAUAAGACGAUAUUUCUGCUUCUUACUAAUCUCAAGGAGAUCCAUGGUGGAAGUGGGGCGGAUGGCUCCCGUCAGUCUAGUAAGCUUGAGCUUUCUAUUACUGAGGUCCAGGGCAAGUUAUUCUAUCAGCAUAUUUCCCGGCUUAAUCUCGCUUGA
Aspergillus welwitschiae is the source of this 489-nucleotide messenger RNA. RefSeq names its product protoplast secreted protein 2 precursor. The coding region runs from base 1 to 489 and encodes 162 amino acids. Lineage: Eukaryota; Fungi; Ascomycota; Eurotiomycetes; Eurotiales; Aspergillaceae. The transcript is spliced from 5 exons. The record is from RefSeq and is a predicted model, not a curated record.